AUUGUAUUUAGAUAACAGUAUCAUACUACGCAUGCCUCACCACAGAGUUAUUAUCAAUAUCAUUACAAUUAUCAUCAUCAUUAUAUAUUUGCCAGGAAAAUGUUAGUGAAAUAAUAGGUGUAUAAAGCAAGUCCCGAAGAUGAAACACAAUGCCAAAGAUCUGCCGUAUCGCAAUAUUUCCAGCCAGGAGAACGCACUGGAGCGAGAGAAUGACGAGCUGUCGACCAAGAAAAAAUUCGGAUUCAUCCCGCAGUGGUAUUUUAGUGAAUUGUGGGAAAUCUUCAACAUCGCAUGGACCAUGGUUUCAGCAUCUCUUUGCUUCAUGCUGAUGGGACCCAUGAGUUUAAUAUUUUCAGGAAGGUUUGGUACAUCCUAUCUCGCUGGUUUAGGACUGGCAAACACGAUUAUAAAUAUUACUUGUAUCCUUAUUGGCCAGGGUUUGGCAUCGGCGUGCGACACAUGUUUUUCUCAGGCUUACGGCAGUACGAACAAAUUGAAAGCUGGUUUGUACCUUCAACGGUCAGUCGUGGUUAUCUUGAUGCUGGUUCUCCCGUGUUGGGCGCUUCUUUUAAACACUGAACAUAUACUUCUCCUCCUGGGACAGGAACCAGAAAUUGCGAGGAUAUCUGGCCGGUAUACACUGGCUUAUAUGCCAGCAGUACCAGGACACUUCCUCAACACAAUCCUAUCUAAAUAUCUCAGAAGUCAGAACAUUGUCAAGCCAAUAAUGGUCAUUGGAGCGGUUGGCUUGGCUGUGAAUGCGCUGUUUCAGUUUAUUUUGGUCUCUCAUUUUGGAUUUGGAGUAGAGGGUUCAGCCGUUUCGCAAAUAUUGGGUUUUUGGAGUAUGGCCGGGAGUACGUUGGCCUAUAUAUGCAUCUCAAAGGCGUACGUAAAGACAUGGCCUGGAUGGACGUGGGAGCUGUUUCAAGAAUGGGGCACCUUUCUUAAGUUGGCCAUUGCCGGUCUUCUAAUGCUUUCGCUGCAGUUCUGGGCGUUUGAGGCAGGGACAUUACUUGCUGGAACGCUUAGUGAGGUCCAACUCGCGGCACAGGCUAUCAUACUCCAAGUGGAGACGAUAACAUUUAUGAUUCCCGCAGGAAUAAGCGUAGGGGUAAACAUUCGUAUCGGUCAGCUACUUGGGGCGAACAAUCGAAAACAGGCCAAGAGGGCCGUGGUGGCCGGUUACACCCUUGCGUGGAUGGCUUCUUUGUUCAUUAUCAUACUGCUGCUGACCCUGCGAUAUCAUAUACCAAGAAUAUUUUCGCAGGAAAGUGAUGUGAUAGACCUAGCGGGAAAUUUAGUGCCCAUUGUAGCCUUCUACCAUAUUCUCGACUGUACUUCUUGCGUUUCGUCAAGAAUACUUUGCGGUUGUGGCCGGCAGGUAGUAGCAGCUUGUGUUGUCUUCGCAGGGAUGUAUCUAAUUGGUUUGCCUGCAGGGAUAUGCAUGAUGCUUCUGACAAACUUGAAGACGGCUGGUUUCUGGUGGGGUAUGACAAUUGCCUUGUUCUGCGAAACGAUAUUGUAUGUCACUAUUGUAUACAACACUGACUGGGAGAAACAGACGCAAAUGGCACAAAUCAGGUCUGGUGUAUUCCCGUCCAAACCAGACCCGAAGAGCAUAAACAGAGAUGACCAAUGCAGUGAAACCUGUUUGAAAGAAAGCGAUAUGGCUAGUGAUGAAAAGCGUGCAAUCAUCUGCAAUGGAUCACUGAAGAAGUCAGAAAGUGCUAAAACGAAACUAUACAGCAGCGAAACCACCUCAAGUCAACAAGAUGUAUCAGAAUAUGAAAUGCCGAAAGCUCUGACGUCAUCACAAUUAUUAUUCAGAAGGACAUUAUAUGCAUUCUGUUUACUGAGCAUCCUUGGAUUAGGACUAUUCACAAGACUUUACUUCGAGCACAAGCGAGAGAACACGAUAUCUUGUUCACCUUACGGAAAUGUUAAUGGGACGUUCAUCGUUGGUGAUGUCAACUUGACAAUACCAAUUUGUAACAAUACAACGCCAUCAUGA
Lineus longissimus is the source of this 2011-nucleotide messenger RNA. Its product is annotated as multidrug and toxin extrusion protein 1-like. The transcript is spliced from 16 exons. Gene Ontology annotation, biological process: xenobiotic detoxification by transmembrane export across the plasma membrane. Gene Ontology annotation, cellular component: membrane. NCBI's taxonomy places the organism in Eukaryota, Metazoa, Nemertea, Pilidiophora, Heteronemertea, Lineidae. Bases 140 to 2011 code for a protein of 623 amino acids. Gene Ontology annotation, molecular function: antiporter activity; xenobiotic transmembrane transporter activity. The record is from RefSeq and is a predicted model, not a curated record.